UAACAUUCUGGGCAAUCAUAGAGAUAUUAUUUUCGAUUUACAACACCAUAAUAGUAGCAAUUUUAUCCAGUAGAGCCCACAACGUGGCCCAAGCAGAUCUCGAUAUCCUGCGGAAACAGUUUAGUCACAUCCUUCACCUUCAUACGGACACAACAUCCGGCAAGCCCAUCGUAUCUCCCGAACCCUUUCUAUCACCACUUUCGUACCCUCCACCUUCUGGGGUUCUGGGACAUGCAACAAAACUAGAAGAAGAAGACAUCCCCUUCCUUGAGCGCGCUGACCCUCGGGCAAUUGACUUCCGGAACAGCCUUCGAACGUGGUUCAACAAGCAUCCAUGGUCGAGCAUAUCUCGAAAGAGUAUGCGAUCGUGGCUUGGUUGGUCUAUGUUUACGGCACACUAUGAGACGCUGUCCGAAGGUCAGAAGGUUCACAUCGAAAGCAUCAUAAAAAUGAUAGAGAAAAGAGCUGGUGCUGAGAUAUCCGAACAUCCACCUCAUGGAACACCCCAUUUGACGCCUUUGAGGAUCUCUCUUGACCCACUCAACGUGGAAAACCGGCCCGCUAUCGUGUAUGCUGUUGUCAAUCUGGCAGGUUUCGGUGCCCUUAGGUGGUACGAGUGGAGACACGGCGUGCAGUACGGCACCAUCGGGGGACUUGAUUAUCUCAUUCGCAUUCCUUCCGGGCCAUUGGAUAUGCCUCGAGGCGACGAAGAUAGAACACCUAUCCUAUUCUUGCAUGGCGUUGGCGUUGGUCUCGUCCAACACCUCGUCUUCAUCAACAACAUCUUAAGCGACACGACUCUCGCAAACCGCAUCGUCUUGAUACCCAUUCAGCCACAUAUCAGUCAGACAAUUUUCCAUCCUAAUCAUAUCCACCCUCCAAGGAAGGAUGAAAUAUUGAGAGACCUUCGUUUACUCAUAUAUAUGGCGUGUAGCAUCGCUGGAUUUGAAAACCGACCACAGGUUACUGUGUUAAGUCAUUCAAAUGGGACUUCGCUGCAUGCUUGGCUGUUGAAGAGUAAUCCUGAACUCAUUUUCCGCUCAUGUUUUGUUGACCCAGUCAUCUUCUGUUUGUGGGAAGGAGGUAUUCUUUUCCUGGGCGUCCUGACAUAUUUGGCUCAAUCCAAAACUGACGUAAUAUAUAUGUCAUUAGAUGUGUGCUAUAAUUUUGUGUACAAAGCUCCCAGUAAUGGUGUUGAGGCGUUAUCGAAGUAUUUCGUUGCAUCGGAAAUGGGAAUAGCGAAUUAUAUCCAGCGCAACUGGGAUUGGUCGGCGAACACCUUAUUCUUUCAAGAGAUUCCACAUCCCCACGACGCAUAUCGUACUCGAAUUUUUCUCAGUGGUCGAGAUCAAAUUGUGUCUGCCAAGCGAGUGCGAAGGUACUUUGCUUUUCACGGUCUUACCGACGUCGACUCGAAGACCGUUUUCGUUCAUGAAGGAGCAACGCAUGCGGAGGCAAUGUUCCUUGGUGGUGCAGGGCUGAGGUUUAUUGUGAAUUGGCUCAAAGCGACUGGAAUAGGUUCAUUGAGUGGAAUGGAGGACUUUCAGGACGAGAAGGUUGGUAGGAGUACGUAUCCAGUAAGGCUAGAUGACGAGAGACAAUAUUCUUGAAGCUGUGAAUAUCAUGUGGUUCAAUAGGAUGUGCUGCGGGUGGGUAUAUCCAUUAUGUAACGUUGGAGCUGCAGCACCUGGAACAUCCUUGGUACAAAUAAUACAGGGAUGCAUGGUGGGGGGGUUCAUAUAUAUAUCGUGACGACUGCUUGUGUAUCGUUAUCGUGCUGGAGAUCGUUCGCGGCCCAGUCCUCCGGCCGGCAAGAAAUUGGCCGAAAAUUGUUG
Messenger RNA from Cantharellus anzutake, 1835 nucleotides. RefSeq lists its product as uncharacterized. The record is from RefSeq and is a predicted model, not a curated record. Bases 360 to 1610 code for a protein of 416 amino acids. NCBI's taxonomy places the organism in Eukaryota, Fungi, Basidiomycota, Agaricomycetes, Cantharellales, Hydnaceae. The transcript is spliced from 7 exons.